AUGGAUUCCCGCCUGGCCAUAUCUGGGUUUCUGACUCUUCUCCUGUUUUAUUUCCGAGCCGAAGCUAUCCUGUGGCCCGAUCAGCAUCCCCAGGAGGAGCAAAUGGCUCUCCAGCUAGCUGGGACUUUGAAGAGCAUCCUAAUCAACAGCUUUGCGGUAAACGAUCUGAGUCUUUGCAUUUUCCCAGCCUACGACCAGAUGUCUCCGGAUGAGGUGAAUCUAGUACAUCGUAUCCUGGAUCUCAGCCUGUCUAAUCUCCACAUGCCCGUGCCGAUUGUUCUUAGUCCGAACAUCGAGAAAGAGAUACGCGAACAGAUAUUUUCCAGGCUUCUGUUUGUGACGAGAAUGGAGCAAGUUAUUUCCAUUGCAUCGUCCUGGGAGGAAAAUCCCCUAUUCCUCAUUGUGUGGCUGAAGCCUCCGCCAAAAUUUGAACAAACACAGAAGAUGUCCUCGGUUUUCCGAUACUUUCUCCACGAGCGCUACAACAUAAAUUCCCUGAUCUUGGUCCCCGGCGUCCAGGGCGUUCAAGCUUACCAUGUCUGGCCAUACACGCCGCAUAGUUGCGCCAGCACAACUCCGGUGGAGGUCUCCCUAUCAGACACGACCCUGUACCAUCUGUACCCCUCUCGUUUCAAGAACCUGCACCGAUGUCGUCUGAGCGCUAUUGUGUGGGAAAUUCCACCGUAUAUGGGGGUGAAGUGGGAGGAGGGCAAGGUGACAGGGUUGGACGGAGUGAUUCUUCACAUUCUAUCAACUAAGAUGAACUUCACCCUCGAACUGUUGCGUAACGAGCCUACUGACCUUAUCGGCGGCGCCAGCUAUUUGAACGGAACACUCACGGGUCCCUACAAAAUGCUACUCGAACGUAGAGCCAACUUUACAAUAGGAUGCGCAUCCUGCACGCCGGAGAGAUCCGCCUUCUUGAAAUCUACAUCACCGUACAGUCAGAUGGCCUAUGUGAUUGUGAUGAAGGCGCCCGAGCGGUACAGCAUCUACGAGGUAAUGCUAUUCCCCUUUGCCCGCUACACUUGGAUGGCCCUCGUUUUGGUUUAUUUGUUUCACCGACUUCUCGGAAUCCGUCGGAGGCUGCCCGGUCCCUUCUUGGCCGGCUGGAUGCUGUGGAUCUUCGUCAUCCGAGCCAGUUACGAGGCUUCGAUUUUCAAUUUCCUGCACAAUUCGCCCGGGAAGCCAUUGCCGCACACCCUGGAGCAGAUGCUGGAUCAGGGCUAUCGUUUCAUUACGGAUCAUGCCACCUUCCGAAUGACACUCAAGCUACCGGAUUUCCGUGACCGAACCACCAUAUCUGAGGGCCAGCCCGUGGACGUGUUUGAUGCCUUGUUGAAGGAGAGGUCCCAGAAGAUUGGCGCCUUUACUAGUCGCGCCUUCUUGGCCUAUCACCUGACCAAGAAAAAGAAGCGCAGGCAUCGUUUUGUGAUCCUGGCGGAGAAGAUUGUGGACAAUAUGCUGUGCAUGUACUUCCCCAAAAACUCCUAUUUCGCCUGGGACCUCGACAGGCAGCUCUUUAAGAUGCGCAGCUUCGGUUUGCUUCAACACCAUUCCCAGAGGCUUGCCUGGAGCAACAUGCCCACCACAUCUGACGCGCAUGGUUGGUCCUCCUCCACGGGAGGAGAGGAAGAAGACGCUGCCACGGGAUUCGCAGAAUCCAUGGGUUUUAUCCUGGCAGCCCUCAACUGCUUGAUAGGAGCCUUGGGCUUUUCAAUCCUUGCUUUCGGCUUGGAGCUGCUCAGCCAAAGGCGCCGCUGGCAGAGAUUAGCCGAGUUAAUGGAAAGAAUUUGA
Drosophila bipectinata is the source of this 1797-nucleotide messenger RNA. RefSeq names its product Ionotropic receptor 7d (gene Ir7d). The record is from RefSeq and is a predicted model, not a curated record. Lineage: Eukaryota; Metazoa; Arthropoda; Insecta; Diptera; Drosophilidae.